AUGAACGGUCUGGAGUUAUCUAACAUGAUGAUUGAAACAAAUUCUUCUAGUCUAGGAAUUCGAGAACUUUUGCUAAUGCAACAAAUGAACGGAAGGAAAGAUUUUAAUGUUGGAACUUUAGUUCGCCAUCUUCACAACUUAACAAGACUGACCAUAGAUAUAUACGGGGAGGAGUUAAUUUUUGAUGAUAAUUUCAAAAAUUUAACCAACUUUAGAUCGAUAAAAAUAACUGGAACAAUUCACAAGAUAACCAAUACAAGUUUCGAGAAUUUACCAGAACUCCGUGACUUAGAACUUUACUACCUUACAGAAAUAAAAUAUUUUAGUGUCAACGCUUUUGCGCCUCUAGUUUGUUUAGAAAAUCUUUCCAUCACUUUUGUUCGAUUAGGACUUCAGAAAAUCAUGGCCACAUUUCUUCCCUUAGCAGGUAAAAACAUGUCGUCAAUUUAUUUGGAGAGAGUGCAGCUCACAACUAAUGAAAAAUAUACGAGCAUGAUGACAAAAGAUGGAAUCAUUACCGCCUACACAACGCGGUAUUUGCGUCAGAUAUGUCUCAGAGAGAUCACAAUGACAGAUUGCUCAAUCCUUAUGGUCACCUAUAACGCUUUCAAAGGCGAUACACUUGGUGAGUGCCUCGUUUCUGCCGAUAUGACAAGAAACCCUAUCUUUGGAACGGGCCUCGCGUUUCUUGUUAUUGCUAACAUGAAAAAAAUCGAAACGCUUUUCUUAGGUGACUAUGAAAAAUCUCAGACUAGCGUCGAUACUCUUGCAUUUGAUGUUUUACCUCCUAUACGCCGAUCAUGGGGAGAGAGAUUCAAAGAACCUGAUUCACCUUCGGAAAUCAACAGGAAUUACGAAAAUAGGAAAUAUUUCAAAGAGAAACUUGCAGGUUACAAUGAAUUAGAAUUGACAUUUAAUAACACUUCUGCAGAAAAAGAAUGGCUUCAUAAAAAUGGGGAGAUUCAGAUUUAUAUUUCAGACUCCAUGCGAUAUUUUGGAUUUUCAAGAGCAGGAAGAUCAAUUUAUUUUAACAAAAAAUUUAGACUAAUAGGUGGAGAAAAUCUGUAUUUUAUUGACGCAAGUGACAGCGGGUGCCAUAGUUUUACAGGAAAUGUAAGUGGUUUAAUGGCACUUCGAAUUUUAAUAUUUUCCGGUAACGAUUUGUCUGAUAUGUAUGACACUUUUUUCGAUUCGGUUUUAACAAUUGAAAUCUUAAUUCUUUCAAAUUGCAACUUUAAUAGUGCUAUUGAAUCAAAAAGUGGAAUAAAAGGUUUACAAAAAUUAAAACAUCUUACUACAUUAGAUUUGUCAGAAAAUUCGUUAGAUGUUUUAGACCCAAACAUAUUCCAGCAGAAUAAUCUAACCCACCUUGUACUAGCAUCCAAUCGUUUUAGGAGUUUUCCAUUCGAUAUCAGAACCACGCCAAAUCUACAAUAUCUGGAUCUUAGAUUUAACGCUCUAAUUUCUAUUCAAUCUUCUGUUUUAAAAGAAAUAGAUCACCUUGCCAGUGGAUCUAGUGGAUUUCAACUUCUCUUAAAAGGCAAUAUACUCGCGUGUGGCUGUCACAAUAUAAAUUUUCUCACUUGGAUUCAUCAGACAGAAACCAAGUUGGACUUGAAUAGAAACUACUCGUGCAUUGAUGAAACAGGAUCGUUGACUUACACAGCAGCCAUUACAGAUAUGGAGGCGUUUUGGAGGGCGUGUUGGGGAAGUUUUGCCCUUUCCAUUUCAAUGAUUUUGUUUUGUUUACUUGUCAUUGGAUUUGUGUUGUGCUUUUUUGUUACCAAAUAUAAAACUUACAUCAUUUCUGGAUUGCUGAAUAUGUUUAAUGAAACCUAUCUAAAGAAACCUUCCAACUACGAGAUUGGUGUCUUCAUUGGUUAUGCUGAUAGAGAUUACCAGUUUGCUUGUCAUGACCUCAGGCAGUUUAUCGAGGACACGCUGGGGUUAAGGACGUUUGUCCGUGACCGUGACCUUUCACCUACAAUAGAUCUUGCCUCUGGCAUUACUGAAGCCAUAGAGUCCAGUUGGAGAAUCCUUCUGGUCAUCAACGAGACGUUUCUUACCUCUGACGACUGGUUCCUGUUUACCUGUAGAUCGGCCAUUUAUUCCACGUCACCUGGAAAUCCCAACCGAGUUGUCGUCCUUGUUGAAGAGCGGUUACGUCACCGUCUACCGCGUGACCUACUUGCAGGUGUAUCAGAAGAGAAUAUAAUUUUUAUGUCAGGACCAGAGCUGGACUACCUGCUGAAGGAAAGCAUCAGAACUCGUCUUGUUGUUUGAUAAAUUAUAUUA
This is a messenger RNA of Physella acuta, 2295 nucleotides long. RefSeq names its product toll-like receptor 4. Lineage: Eukaryota; Metazoa; Mollusca; Gastropoda; Physidae. The record is from RefSeq and is a predicted model, not a curated record. Gene Ontology annotation, cellular component: plasma membrane. Gene Ontology annotation, biological process: signal transduction. Gene Ontology annotation, molecular function: signaling receptor activity; protein binding.